This is a messenger RNA of Drosophila innubila, 5195 nucleotides long. RefSeq names its product protein Daple-like. Bases 133 to 4749 code for a protein of 1538 amino acids. NCBI's taxonomy places the organism in Eukaryota, Metazoa, Arthropoda, Insecta, Diptera, Drosophilidae. The record is from RefSeq and is a predicted model, not a curated record. The transcript has 6 exons.
AUGCCAACAUGGGAAAAGAUAUGAGUUUAGUUCGUUUUAUAAAUUUGAGCAGACAAUAACACAAAAAUAAAAAUUUCAUGUAAAUUUUGAUAUUAGUUGAGAAGACAUUUGGAUAAAUUGGUCCAUUUAGCGAUGGACAAGGACAGAAGUAAAUUCAACCCGAAUACGAAUGAAAGAUCCGCGUGUGCGAAAUGCACUAAACCAGAUACUUGUAUUCACUUGCGCACUAUUCGGCAACAGCAGCUGGAGAAGAUCAGCUCCACCCGGGUGCUGCAUAUGGUUCGAAACUUCCAGGAGAACCGCAGCGAUGAGGAUAUCUUUUUCGAUUGCAUGAGCAUUGGGGACAGCGAUUUGGUGCGAGAUGCCAAUAGCUGCAAGUCGUCCAGUGGCAAGUCGAGCAGCGGAAAGGGACCAUGUCAUGAUCCAGAGGCGUUACGAGCGGCCCUGGAGCGUGUUGCCCAAGGCACCCAAAUGAUGUUGAAGAAUUUUGAUCAAUCGAAAUGCGGUUGCCGCAAAUCAUGUAAUGCAACCCUUGAAAUAACCGCACGUCUGAUUACCGACUCCAAGGAUGCUGGCCCUAAUUGCCGCUUUCAGGGCAGGCCGGUGACAAUGAAAAUGCCAUUAGAAUUCGAUCCAAGCACUGGACAAUUGGGCGCCAAAUCCGCCGCAUCCACAUCAUCACGUCCCAUAUGCAGUGAACCGAGCAAUCAAUAUUCUCAACCAGGUUGCCCAGCUCUAAUCUACAUGCAAGACGAGCGACCAUCUCCGCGCCAAGUUCCCAAAGCCAUUGGCGAAACCGAUGAUUCCGAUAAUAUACCAAUUCGCUCCCAAAAAAUGCAAACAGAUCAAUCCUAUUUAAAGGAUAAAUGGCGGCCAAAUCGUACGGAUUUUGAGCAGGAAUCGAACAAUGUAAGCGUCAAAUCAUCUCAAACGGAUAAUCAAAGUAAAAAGGAGGCGGAGACAAUCCCAAAUAAACCCUCUCAGACGGACACAUCGUUCCUCUAUGAUCAGUACAUGCGAUCGCGGGGAGAGAACAAGACACAGGACGCGCCAUCGCAGACAAAUUUGAAGCAGGAUCUCAACGAAAUGGGCAACAUUCGUUAUCCCACCAAUUUUGUGCCCGGAAUGGGAGUUCAGGUUCAUGAAGCUUCCAAAAAUAACUCAUCUCGUAACAUCAGUCGUCGACCAUCGGAUCCAACAAUUCCAUCGACAGUUGCCCCAUCCCAGAAAGAUAAAUGCACAUGUGACGUUCCUUUCCUAAACGUUUGUCCCUCCAAGUCGAUGCCCACUAUUUGCGCUCCCAAUAAAGCAGCAUCCAGUGCCUUCCAGUCGACCUGCUCCAAGCAGAGCACCCAACCAAGCCAAGAUUCCACUGCCUGGUAUAGUUUAGAGUCGGAUACAAGCAAUGCAUCCAAGCCCACCUUUUGUCCAAAGAAGAGUUGUAAAUCAUUGCAUAUGGAGUCCAUGCUUACCAAGUGCAGCUGCAAAUCCUUAAGACCUUGCGAUAAUUUCAGGUCAGCACAGAGUUCACGCUCGGGUUAUCCACCGCUGGAUCUGUCAAAUGACAUGGAGUCCCAAAUGCAAUCUGCCCAAAGUAAAUCAAUCAAGUGCUUUUGUCAGAACAAUGUGAAGCCUACACAGAGCUCCAAAUCCUUGCCUUGUGGUGAACGGAACAGGUCUGCUCCUUGUGUCACUGUCGUUUAUUGUCCACUACGGGAUUAUGUCCACGGCCCAACAUCCAUCGAUAUUGAAAUGGGACAAAUUUGUCCCGAUAUUUCCAACGAUGCCACCAACUGGCAAAGUGCUCGGUCCAAUCUUUCCAACGCUUGCGAUCCCACUAUUAGCAAUGACACAUGCUUCCGCACCGUGGAGAGUAAUCCAACGGCGGUGACUCCUUGGAACAGUGCAAAGUCCACCAAUUCCUGUUUUUGUGAUUCUAGCAAACCAAAUCCCCUGAGUAAACCAUCGACCAACACAUGUUUCCUCAAUGCGGAGAGUAAUCCCCAGGCAGUGACUGCUUGGAGCAGUGUGAAAUCAAGCAGGAGCUGUGGUUGUAAUACCAGCAAUCAGAUUCCCAUUGAAACAUCCACCAACACACGUUUCCUCAACAUGGAGAGUAAUCCACAAGCUGUGACUGCCUGGAACAGUGUGAAAUCGGACAAAAGCUGCGCAUGUAAUUCCAGCAAUCAGAUCCCCAUCAGAACAUCCAAAUCUCAGAUCUGUUCCCGUGCCAUUGUGACAUCCGACCAGAAUUUUGGUUCCAUGAAGGACACUCCAACUGCGUGGAUGAGUGUGAAAUCCGACAAGCCUUGUUCGUGUGGCUCAAGCGAUCCUGCCAAUAAAUCAUCCAACACAGAGCAAACCACUUCCCGUUCCCGUUCGGUUAUGGCCAAGGUAACUUGCCUAUGUUCAUCCGAGCAAAGGGCCGACUUAGGUGAAACGAGUCGCGAGAAAAACGAUGGACCUCCAUUUGCUAGGGUCGAGGAAAGCAAUCUGGAUUUUGACAUUUCUGUGGCGGAUCCCUGCCUGGUCUCAGCAGCAGGUACCGACAAUCACGAUGGAGAGGAGCGGCCGAACUACAAAUCAUGCUAUACACCAUCUCAAGGCACAAAAGUGGUCUUUAUGAAGGCGGACGGAUUCUGCGAUUGUGGAUCUUCGGAAACAUCAUUGAUGGAGAAAGCUGAACGAUUAGGUAAUGAAUCAGCCGAAGAUUCAGCUCGCGAUCAGGAUGGGAAGGCGACAAAGAAGUCCAAAUCAGGCAGCUGCGUUUGCUCCAAAGUGUUUAGUGAAGAUUUCAAAACCCAGAAUCCCUCAAUGAAAAGCGCAAUGAGUUGUUCUUGCGAUAAGGAAACUGACCAUGAAUACAAAUCAACACGCUCGGAUCAAACCCCGUGUUCUUGUUAUAUCAAAACCUCCAAAUACGAUGUGUCUAUGAGGGACUUCAGCAUGGAGCCUGAAAGUGUUGGCGUCGUCAUGACCUGCGAUACCACUGUGUGUGUCGAUAAAGAUACCUUCGAUAAACUAUCGAUCGGAGUAUCGGCUCGAAGCCAAAACAGUACUAGGGAACGUUUAUUCAAUAUGAUAGACUUGGUGACCAGCAAUAGGGAUCCCUUAGUGAAUCGUAGCGAUGUGGCACAGCAAAUCAUCCGUGAGCUAACGUUGGUGUUGCGCCAAGAGGAAGAGGAAUCAAAACCACCGAAAUUAUCAUACGAAGAUUGUAUGGAGGCAGUAGAAAGAGGUGAUAGACCCGUUAAAAAACAGAAUAAAACCCAGGCGGAUAUCAGUCGACUGCAAUGCUUAGAUCGAAUGGAACAAUACCUCCAAACAUGCUUUCCACGCAAAAAGAAAUCGAUUCCAGAGAUGGAAAUUGGCGCUUUUGAGAUUGAUCCGGAUUUUGAUCCAGACCGCAAGAGUCCAUCCGAAAGUGAGCCGGAAAUUCGAGAUGAUCAGAUGUUUCGCAGUUGUUUCACCGAUGUGGAUGCUAGAUUUCUGACACCCAAAGGCGGCUCUGUUACACCAUCUACUGUGGAGUCUCCUGGUAGCCUUAAAGAGAAUUCCGAUGGUAAAAAUUCUUCACCAGAUGGUGCAUCUGAAGGUCAGCUCAGUGAAAGACCUGAAGCAUCAAUGGCUGAUGACGAGCCGGAAGCAUCGCAGAGGCUCAGUUUAGAGCAUAGAGCCCCAUCAUUGGUCAGUUCAGAGCGUAAAUCGUCACUGGGCGGUUCUCAACGUAAAGCAUCAUCACUGGCUGGUUCCGACCGUAAAGUUCCAUCACUGACUAUUUCAGAACCUAAGGCACCCUCUCUGGCUGGUUCAGAGCCUAAGGCACCAUCUCUAACUAGUUCAGAACCAAAAGCAUCAUCAGAGCCUAAAGCAUCGCUUCAAUUCGCCGGAGAACCUGAUGCAUCCAACGAGGAAUAUCAGCCAAUACCACAGGUCGGCUCAGCACUGGCGUGUAUUAAUGAACCGUGUCCCGAGGCAACAUCACAAGGCCCAAAGAGUACCGCAGAUUCAUGCCAAUUAUGCGAGCUGGAUCCUAAUGAUCCGCUGAGUCCACUUACGGAUCGAGAGCGUUUAUUAUGCGAAUAUUUGCUACGAAGGAUGUGUGAACUAUGUGACGAGGACCAACAGGAGGAGGACUACGAUGGCGAUGCCGAAGGUGAUCGCGGUGAUCGUUCAGCCCCAAAUCAACCCUGCCUUUGCUGUCAUUGCCGUGCUCUUGUCUGUGACAAUCAAUGUAAGACCGUAACCAAGACUUUGGAUUCUGCGAUGUACGAUCCCGUUGCUGAAAUGAAAUACUUUAUUGAUUCCGUUGUAUUCGAUUUGCAAGCCAUGGAGCAUGUGAUGAAGAAAAAUCAAAUAAAUCCAAAGGCUCCGAAACCAUCGCCUUAUAUGGGUAAUGCGCCGGGGGAAAGCUUCCCGGUAACCAUAACUGAUGUCUCAAGUCUGGGAUGUCGAGCUCUCUACGUUCGUUGGGAGUUGCAAGACUGCAGCGGAGUUGGUGGCUAUGAGAUCUAUGUAGAUGGACACCUGACAAAUCGUUUUUAUAGCCAUCGUCAUGAGGCUGGCGUUGUAAGCAAUGUGGAUGUGACAAAGCGUCAUCAAAUUAUACUGCGAGCACAGGCAAUCGGACAGGAGUUUCCCGGAGAGGACAGAGGCAACUGUAAUAAUGCUAUGAUCAAUGCCCAUCCGGAGAUGAGGGUUGGUGCCCAACAACCCUGGACACCCAGUGUCUAUUUUUAUGAACCAUAAAGUGCGCCUCAGAUGUCGAAGGCGCUAAAGUGCUAGUCAAAAGUUUCUUACCGAGUUUUGUGUAUGUUCUCCCCAGAGAUUUAUGUAUAUGCUUUUAAUUUGUGAAUCUACACAUGAAAUAGGCGUGCAUAAAUCAUUAGUUUUUUUUCAGUUGUUUUCCUUUGUACCUAAGCGUAGAGAGAAUUGAGAUUUUGAGGAACGAGAAAUGUUCCAGCAAGCAAUCAUAUAUGUACUACUAUAUGGAAUUGAAAAUGCACAUCGAUUGUGCCCACUAAAUGUGCCUUAAAGUGCACUUAACAAUGUUGCACAUGUUAAAUUUGAAUCUGUUAAACACUAAACAAUUUAGAGAUGGGCAAAGUGAAUUGAGUCACACUGAAGGGCAGUGUUGAACAGUUACAAACGUACUAAAUCACAAAGAAUAUUGUAAUGAGUGUUGUACAGUCACA